CGGCGAGGGAAACAUGGCUGCGCCCAUGCCAGACUCACGUGUGAGUGCGGGGAAGAAACUGAAACAUACUCUGAAGAAGAAGAAGAAAAUGAAAAGGGUAACUCGCGCGGUCGUGUCGGAGCUGGAGGAUGAAGCGGGAGCUGUUUCCGGGAGCGAGGGUUCUGAGGGAAGCUGUGGAUGGGGAGUGGAUCAGUUGUCUGAUGAAGAAGCAGUAGAAGCUGACAAUGAGGAUAAUGUGGAACCCUGUGACAAAGAAAUGGAAAAUGCUGCGGAAUCGAGUACUGGGACUAACACAGGCUGGGCAGAUGCCAUGGCUAGAAUCCUUAACAAAAAAACUCCUAAAAGCAAGUCUACCAUUCUCAUCAGAAACAAAGAUCUAGAGAAGGAGAAAGAAAAGCUAAAGCAAGAAAGAAUAGAGAAAAGAAAACAGCUUGAUAAGAAGCGGGAGUGGGAAAUGAUGUGCAGAGUAAAGCCAGAUGUUGUCAAAGACAAAGAAACAGAAAGAAAUCUUCAGAGAAUUGCAACAAGGGGUGUGGUGCAGCUAUUUAAUGCCGUCCAGAAACAUCAAAAGAAUGUGGAUGAAAAGGUAAAAGAAGCAGGAGGCUCUAUUCGAAAACAAGCUAAGUUGGUAUCUACUGUUUCCAAGAAAGAUUUCAUCAGUGUUCUGAGAGGAAUGGAUGGGAACACAAAUGAGAAGAAUCCCAAAGCCAAACAGAGUGAAGUGAAGUCAGAAGAGGGCCCGGGUUGGACGAUCCUCCGCGAUGACUUCAUGAUGGGAGCAUCUAUGAAAGACUGGGACAAGGAGAGUGAUGGCCCAGAGUGACGGAGACCAGAAUCUGCAAGUGACUCCGACACAUAGCAUAGGACACAAAUGCUUCAUCCUCUGACAGGGAAUUAUAUAGACA
Messenger RNA from Dipodomys ordii (Ord's kangaroo rat), 905 nucleotides. RefSeq names its product ribosomal RNA processing 15 homolog (S. cerevisiae) (gene Rrp15). The transcript is spliced from 5 exons. The record is from RefSeq and is a predicted model, not a curated record. Lineage: Eukaryota; Metazoa; Chordata; Mammalia; Rodentia; Heteromyidae. Gene Ontology annotation, biological process: maturation of LSU-rRNA; maturation of 5.8S rRNA. Bases 14 to 823 code for a protein of 269 amino acids. Gene Ontology annotation, cellular component: preribosome, large subunit precursor.